Messenger RNA from Mesocricetus auratus (golden hamster), 355 nucleotides. Its product is annotated as 60S ribosomal protein L39-like. The transcript has a single exon. Lineage: Eukaryota; Metazoa; Chordata; Mammalia; Rodentia; Cricetidae. Gene Ontology annotation, molecular function: structural constituent of ribosome. Gene Ontology annotation, cellular component: cytosolic large ribosomal subunit; ribosome. The coding region runs from base 42 to 197 and encodes 51 amino acids. Gene Ontology annotation, biological process: translation. The record is from RefSeq and is a predicted model, not a curated record.
CUUCGCCAUCGUGCAUUGUACGCCUGAGUCGACUUCUCACCAUGUCUUCUCCCAAGACUUUCAGAAUCAAGCGAUUCUUGACCAAGAAACAAAAGCAAAAUCGUCCUAUUCCUCAGUGGAUUCAGAUGAAAACCAGUAACAAAAUCAGGUACAACUCCAAGAGAAGACACUGGAGAAGAACCAAGCUGGGCCUGUAAGAAUUCACACAAUCAAUGGCAAGAAUUGAGUUUGCACUGAAUCAUGGUCAACGCAAGCAAAGCUACCAGAUGACACUUAACAUUUUUGACCUGGAGAUUUGGUCAUAUUUAAGUUGGGAAUGAUUUGUCCAGUAAUAAAAAAUAUAGAGCCUUUCAAA